AUGCAUGUUGAACUGUGCUGUGCUGUGCUGCUUAGCUGGGAAUUGGCAUCAGAGCAGUUGGGGUAUGGGGCCAAAUGUCAGAGCUACGUUCAAGUGACUAUGAAAUGGAAGAAAGAUCCCUACUUCGACUCGAUCGAGCACAUUCACAAGUCCACGGAGCAGAAACGCGUUGUUUCUCUGAAGAACGUCAUAGCUCGGAACCCCAAUGGUUGCAUCCCCAUCUCUGAUGUGUCAAAGAAAGGUCUGCAAUUUGAUCUGAAAAUCAAAGUGGCUAGGUUGACCCAGAAAGCAGCCAAGAUUGAUAGAGAAGAAAUGAGUGUUCUCGAGGAUCAUAAGGGGGAUCUGAGGGAGAGACUGAAGAAGUUCAUUUGGAUGAAUAAAGAAAAGCCAGUACCUUUGAAGAUCAUCCAAGGGAUGGCAUGGUAUUUGGGUUUGCCUGAUGAUUAUCUGCAGAGAUUCGAUGAUGGGGCUUUCGAGAUCUACGCUAUUUAUUCAUCAAGCGCGAUACUCGGGUCGGCGGUGGAGAUCUUCUCAAAUCAAUCAAUAAAAUGGCGGAGGACAAGUACAAUCUGA
This is a messenger RNA of Linum tenue, 573 nucleotides long. The record is from the annotation of a GenBank genome assembly. NCBI's taxonomy places the organism in Eukaryota, Viridiplantae, Streptophyta, Magnoliopsida, Malpighiales, Linaceae.